Molecule: messenger RNA, 3242 nt
Organism: Eleginops maclovinus (Patagonian blennie)
Lineage: Eukaryota; Metazoa; Chordata; Actinopteri; Perciformes; Eleginopidae
Gene: pde1a
Product: phosphodiesterase 1A, calmodulin-dependent
Exons: 16
Coding region: 404-2524 (706 amino acids)
Biological process (GO): signal transduction
Cellular component (GO): neuronal cell body
Molecular function (GO): calmodulin-activated 3',5'-cyclic-GMP phosphodiesterase activity
Source: RefSeq, a predicted model, not a curated record
UCGACUUCCUGCCUGCGUUGCCACGACGAUGCUCUGGGACAGUUGGAACUGAAAUCAUCUUUGCCGCCGCAGUGCCGGAGCGUGGAGCCGAGGAGGAAAGUCAGCCAGCUUGUUUACUUAUUGGCUUUUUUUACCAUCCCAGAAUAAAGAUGCCGUCACUGUUCACGUGCUCUGCAACUUUUUAAAUCUCUCCUGGUAACCUUUAACCCCUCGGUGCCGAGCAGAGGUCAACGGUUUUGUUUUGGCGGGGUUUGUGAAACCAACAACAGGAAGUUGCAUGAAGUUGGAGGGAAACAAAACAACGUCGAUGUUUCUACAACUCCGUCAGUCUGAGAGGCGUUCAAACUCUGCUGCGUGAACACUCAGACAACUCCUGAAAAAAGCUUCCUCUGCAACCCCAGAGAUGAACGAGGAGGCGGAAGAGGCGCAGCUGCAAGAGGAGGUGAAGGAGGAAGAGGAGCUGCAGCAACAGGAGGAGGUGCUGCAGGAGGAGAUGAAGGGAUGUGAGGAAGACUUGCAACAGGAGCAGGAGCAAGAAGUGCAACAACAGGAGCAGAAAGAGGAGGAAGUGCUGCAGAGAAAGGGGGAAGGAUGUGAGGAAGAAAAGCAACAGGAGCAGGACAAGGUGCAGCAGAGUGUGGAGGAGGAGGAGGAGGAGGAGGAGGUGCAGCAAAGCGAGGAGAUGUUUCAGACUGAGAGUCUGCAGACGGAGGAGCAGCAGCAAACUGAAGACGAGCGGCAGAUUGAAGAGUUUGAGGAGCAAAACCACAACGACCAGGUCCUGAUCCGACUGAGAGGGAUGCAGAAAUACAAGAGCGCCUCGCAGAGGCUGAAGGGGGCCCUGGAGCAGAUGGACCGGGGGGUGGUGGACCUACAGGAACUCCGCAGGAACCUGGAGCUCGCCGCCGCCAUGCUGGACGCCGUGUACACCGACGAGACCAAGCGUCUCUUGGACACGGAGGACGAGCUCAGUGACUUCCAGGCGGAGUCGGUGCCCAGCGAGGUCCGUGAUUGGCUGGCGUGCACGUUCACGAGGAAGAUGGGCGUGGCCAAGCGUCGCCCCGAGGAGAAGCCGAGAUUCAGGAGCAUCGUGCAUGCGGUGCAGGCAGGGAUAUUUGUGGAAAGGAUGUACAGACGGACGUCAAACAUGGCCGGUCUGACCUACCCUCCCACGGCUCUGAGAGCUCUGAAGGAAGUGGAUCACUGGUCCUUUGAUGUGUUUUCCUUCCACGAGGCGACCGGAGACCACGCUCUGAAGUUCCUGGUUUACGACCUGCUGACCCGCUAUGACCUCAUCAACAGGUUCAGGAUCCCAGUUCAGGCUCUGGUGCAGUUUGUCGAGGCUCUGGAGAACGGAUACAGCAAACAUAGGAACCCGUACCACAACCUGAUCCACGCUGCCGACGUCACGCAGACUGCACACUUCCUGAUGCUGCACACCGGACUCAUGCACUGGCUCAGUGAGCUGGAGAUCCUGGCGAUGGUUUUCGCUGCAGCAAUUCACGACUUUGAACACACCGGCACCACCAACAACUUCCACAUCCACGCCAGGUCGGAGGUGGCGAUCCUCUAUAAUGACCGGUCGGUUCUGGAGAAUCAUCACGUGAGCGCUGCUUACAGACUGAUGGCCGAGGACGACAUGAACAUCCUGGUGAACCUGAACAAGGAUGACUGGAGGGAGCUGCGGGCUCUGGUGAUCGAGAUGGUGAUGUCCACAGACAUGUCGUGUCACUUCCAGCAGAUCAAGACGAUGAGGAACGCUCUGACGCAGACGCUCAGUCUGGACAAAGUGAAGGUGUUGUCUCUGAUGCUCCACGCUGCAGACAUCAGUCACCCGGCCAAAGCCUGGCCGCUGCACUACCGCUGGACCCACAGCCUGAUGGAGGAGUUCUUCAGACAGGGAGAUAAAGAGGUGGAGCUCGGCCUUCCCUUUUCUCCUCUCUGUGACCGCAAAGCCACCAUGAUCGCUCAAUCGCAGAUCGGUUUCAUCGACUUCAUCGUGGAGCCAACUUUCAGCGUUCUGAUCGACACGACGGAGAAAGUGAUCGGUCCUCUGAUAGAAGAGGACAGGAAGGCCAGAGAGACUGGGACCAGGAGGUCGAGUCUCACAGGAAGUGGUUCCGUUACCGUGGAGGCGGUGCAGAGACACAGCAGUGGUCGCCAUGGGAACAGCGAUGACGGACAGCUGGACUUCUCGCUGACGGCCAUCGACCUGCCGGCCAUGAAGCAGCACCUCUCGGACGUCAUCGGCAGCAACAAGGACCGUUGGAAAGAGCUGUCUGUGCAUGAGCUGGCCCGUAAAGAGAAGGCGGAACAAGAGGAAGAGCAGUCCAACGUCAACUCAGACGUCCAAUCCUCGCCCAGUCACAGUGUCCCUGAUGGACACACCACGGAUCAAUCACAGGAGGGCUCCCUUCCUGAUGAAGAGACGCAGGACAACACCCCACCUGUCCACCUGACAUGCAACGGGGCGGGGCUAGCGGAGGAGAAGGAGGACGAGGAGGAAGUGCCUGAAAACGCCUGAUGGCUCCAGGGCGAAAAUGGAUGUGUGUGUGGCAGAUCACCUCAAGUGCGAUGCAGUGACAGCAGGAGUUUGGACUUGUGUGUUGAAACACAGCAGCUGACUCAGAGGCCCCUCAGUGGCCCCCUAAAAAAGGGGCCACUAGACCUUAUGUUUACAACUGACCAUGAGAAGAAAAUGCAUUCAAAGUGACGACAUUCAUCAGAUUAAAGCUUCUUAGCAGCUUCAUGGUCCAUCACUGUGGUGAACGUGUUUUAUGGUUGUACUAGAGGCUCAGAAGAACAAUGUCUGUGAAAGUGAAACUGUCAAAAUUUGAGUGUAAAUAAAAACAGACGGGUUGAAAACCAAAGAGCGUCCAGUGGCUGUUCAUGGCAGGUUUAAUAUUCCAGAGGAAUGACACAUGGAGCUGUUAAGAAGAAGAAGAAGACGAAGCCGAGCGACAGGUGUGUGUUAGAAUCCUCCUGUGAUAUGUCUGGAGUGUGAAGAGUGAUCAUCAAACUGUGUUCCUGGCCACGUCCCAAUAAGUGAUGUCAAAGAAUGAUCAGUAUUUCCUUUAGGAUAUAGGAGCUGUUGUUCGGUUUUGUCCAAACUGAAAUAUCUCAAUGGUUAUUGGAUAGAUUUCCAUUAAUCUACAGACAUCUGUUGUUCCCAGAGGAUGACUUGUUCUGACUUUGGGGAUCUUCGGUGCUAGCACCAGUUAAUCACAACACACCUCCAAAGA